CGGCCUUGAAGGAGGAAAGGGAGGAGGCGGCGAAGGCUUUACUGGCUGAAGGUUUAAUAAUUCAUGGGGUGCGGGCACUUGCAUCAGACCAGGUUUCGGUCUGCAAACAAUUCGACUUGUGGUUACAAAGGUUCAGAUCUUAUCUCCUUUGUGGUGGUGCAAAUAAGUCCUCCCCAUCCACCCCCACCUUCCACUCCCCACCGCACUGUCUGUCCCUUACACAAGAUCUGCAAUAUCCUGGGAAGAGACUUGGACCAAGGAAAAGUCUUAAAAGAAUUCAUGUGUAUUUCAAGAAGUGGAAUGCGAAUGAAACUGCACGAUGUCUAAUGCAAACAGAACUGCAAGAAGUCAGCCCUCCAACAGACCGCAUCGGGAAAGAAGGCAUCAAGACCGAGCAAAUGGGGACAGAAAUCAUUCCAACCGGCACGCUGGAGAAGGCCACAGAGAGUCUCGCCAAAAUAAACCACAUCCUUCUAGGCAAUCGUACUCCUCCAAUGAAAGGCUUUCACAAGUUCCACCAGAUGAGUCCUACACCAGGCCAUCCACUGCAAGACCGCCGCCAUCUGAACACUUCAGGGACCCACCAAGUUCAAGCCCUCCUGAUUACAGCUCUGCCUCACAAUCCAACUAUCCCCCAAAAGAGUCUUCCGGGAGCAAGUGCUCAUAUUUGUGUACAAGGAGGGGUGUUUUGCAGUUUUCAGAACUUAUAACCAAUCUCAUGGUCCUGAUCUGCAUAGCCGCUUCCCAUGUAGCGAUAUCUGGAUACACAUCGAUGGGAGGACUCGGGGCUGGAGCUUUCAGCAUCGACUCGGCCUACAGUCCCUUCCAAGGCACAGAGCUGAAGCAGGUGCGGGAGCUCGACAUGCAGUACAGUCAGAUGAGAGCUCCAGGAGUAUAUGGAGGGGUCGCAUUCACCAUUGUUGUGGGCUCCCUCACGCUACUUUUCCUGGUGGGUGGUGCCAAACCUCCUCACCGCCUCUCCUUUAAACUGCUCACAGGGGAGGUGGUGUUUAAUGUGCUUGCCUGUAUCGGGUACAUCAUAGCUGUAGGACUCUAUCUGCAUCUGAUAAUUAAGGUGAAUGGCACAGAAAUAUGUAGAUUGAGGUACCGUUUGUAUGCUGGUCGCGGAUACACCUUUAUGAAUUGCGAUGUCCAGGGAGGGGAUGCUUCUGUGGCCUUGUUUGGUCUAAUUUCAGCGUGCUUGUAUUGUGGGAGUGCAGUGGUGAGUUUCUUGACACUGAGAAAAGUCAAGGCACUCAAGAGAGUUCUGUACUCAGAUGUUGAGAUCCAGCCAGACUUAAGUGGGGAUGAAUAUCGGCUCCCUGCUAGACGUUUGGAGGAGAAAAAAGUAGAGCGAUCCGUGGCGACGCUGGUGUAAAGCAGCCCCUCCAACAGAAUUUAUUUUUGUUAUUACAAUAUGCUAAAUAGUCCUAUUUUAAAUGAAUUUAUACAGUUGUGGUGGAAGCCGAUAAUCUGAGCGUGCGGUUUGUUUUAAAUAGCACAGCCACGUGUACAUUUUAUUCUUUUUUUAUAUGGCCGAAAUAAACAUAAUAGUGUCUACCAUUUAUGCUAAGAAAUUGCUUGGAAGACAUUGGCUUUAUGGCACAUUGAAAUUAUUAACAUUACACACAAACUACAAUGGUGCUUUGUUUUAACCAGUAAAAUGAAUCGGAAUACUGCAAUUGCUAAGUGCCCAGUGGAAUAUUUUUGAGAAUUCAGUUUAAUUUUACUCAGCUUUGUGCAGUGCAUUUAAAAAAAAAAUGUUGCUGCUGAUUCAUGGCAUAACUUUGCGAGUGAGCUAGUUUUCUAUUCAACUUUUUGAGAAUAUUAUUUGUAUUCAUAUUAAAUAACCAUAACAACAAUUAUUGUCUGAUCAGGAAAUCCUUUUUUUGUAAAAAUAUUCUGUAUAAUGAAAAAAACAUUUAUCAAUGUGAAAUCUGUGGAGCAGUUUCAUGUAGUUUGCAUGCAAAAUGAGGUAGGGUCUAAUUAAUAUUUUAGUUAAUUUUCAAAAUAACUGAUCGAAUGGAAUGUGUUUUUGCUUAAUGUUACUUUUCCUGUUAAGGAAGUCAAAAAUAAAGUAUCUUUAACAAUAAAA
This is a messenger RNA of Callorhinchus milii (elephant shark), 2095 nucleotides long. RefSeq lists its product as uncharacterized. Lineage: Eukaryota; Metazoa; Chordata; Chondrichthyes; Chimaeriformes; Callorhinchidae. Gene Ontology annotation, cellular component: membrane. The transcript is spliced from 5 exons. The coding region runs from base 320 to 1378 and encodes 352 amino acids. The record is from RefSeq and is a predicted model, not a curated record.